Messenger RNA from Humulus lupulus (European hop), 468 nucleotides. RefSeq lists its product as uncharacterized. The transcript has a single exon. The record is from RefSeq and is a predicted model, not a curated record. The coding region runs from base 1 to 468 and encodes 155 amino acids. NCBI's taxonomy places the organism in Eukaryota, Viridiplantae, Streptophyta, Magnoliopsida, Rosales, Cannabaceae.
AUGACUAUAGAUAUAUUUACAACACGUUUUGUUGACUGUCAUUUUGAUGAGACAGUUUUCCCAGCUUUAGGGGGAGGAGAAAAGAAACACCUGGAAAAACAAAUUACUUGGAAUGCACAAUUAUUAUCUCAAUUUUAUCCUCGUACAAGUCAAUGUGAACUUGAAGUUCAAAGAAUAAUUCAUUCGCAAAAUAUUGCAAAUCAAUUACCAAAUGCAUUCACUGACCCAAAGAAAAUUACAAAAUCACAUGUUCUAGCAGAAAAUGCUUCAAUUCGAAUUGAAGUCCCAGCAGGACGAUAUGCUAAUGAGUCUAAAGCAUGCUUGAAGCAUGGUAGACCAGUCGGUUCCAAAGAUAAGAAUCCUCGAAAAAGAAAAGGAGCAAAUAAUCAGUAUUGUCCUAAUGAAGAGGUUGAUAAUUUUGAGGGAGAUAUUGACAUAAACAAUCACAAAUCUCUUAAAGAGAUUUAG